This is a messenger RNA of Penicillium cataractarum, 1671 nucleotides long. RefSeq lists its product as uncharacterized. The record is from RefSeq and is a predicted model, not a curated record. Gene Ontology annotation, cellular component: cytoplasm. Gene Ontology annotation, molecular function: zinc ion binding; mRNA binding; single-stranded RNA binding. Gene Ontology annotation, biological process: positive regulation of cytoplasmic translation. Bases 1 to 1671 code for a protein of 556 amino acids. The transcript has 15 exons. Lineage: Eukaryota; Fungi; Ascomycota; Eurotiomycetes; Eurotiales; Aspergillaceae.
AUGUCUUCCGUCUGGGAUGCACCCGCAUCGGGGGACGCCGAAUGGGACAAGCAGGACGGCGACAGCCCGGAGACGGGCGACGCUGAGGCUUGGACUUCCACUUCCCCUGGCAAAGACAACGAUGACAACAACGAGACCAAUGGUAACGACGAGAACGUGGACCCUCACGCUUCCGAGUACGAGGCUCAUGAUACCGCUCGUGACCACGGUGACAACCAAGACUUUACCUGCCGCAACUGCGGCGAGACUGGCCAUUUCGCUCGUCAGUGCCCGAAUGCUGAGGUCCAAAAGUGCUUCAACUGUGAUGAGCCUGGACAUAGCAAGGCUGAUUGCCCUAACCCGCCGAAGCCCCGUGCUUGCUUCAGCUGCGGCGAAGAAGGACACAGCAAGGCCGAUUGCCCCAACCCUGCGAAGCCUCGGGCUUGCUUCAACUGCGGUGAAGAAGGACACAACAAGGCUGAUUGCCCCAAGCCCCGUGUCUUCAAGGGAGCCUGCCGUAUCUGUGCCCAGGAAGGCCACCCAGCCUCUGCUUGCCCUGAGAAGCCAGCCGAUAUCUGCAACAACUGUGGCGGAGAAGGCCACCUCGCUCAAGGUUGCACAGAAAAGCGCAAGUUUGACUUGGACCACAUCGCCGACAAGCUUCCCGAUGAGGCCUGGGCCAUGAUGAAGCAGGCCAGUGACGAGAAAGACAUGGAUGACUUCCGCGAGGCUAUCCAAAUUUACACCAAGGCUGUUCCGCAGACCACCUACGUCGAUAUCGAGAAGAAAAUGCGCGAGGAAGAAUUCAAGAUCUUCCUUAUUGCUCUGGAGAAAGAGCGUGAGGAUGUCAUCAGCCUGAUUGACCUCCAGGGCCAACUGGACUGUGAAUUCGUUGUCGGUUACUACUUCUCCGACAAGCCAAUGCGUGCCAACCUCGAAGAGCGUUGGCCUCGUGAUGCUGAAGACAAUCUCGAGCGCCUGGCCAAUGCUGGUCUGCCCUACGAUCGCAAGGUCAUGAAGUGCCGAAACUGCGGAGAGAUGGGCCACGGUUCCCGUGCAUGCAAGGAGGAGCGUGCUGAGGUUGAAAGACUCCAGGUCAAGUGCGGCAACUGCGGUGCCGUUGGUCAUCGUGUUCGAGACUGCCCUGAGGAGCGCCGCAGUCAGAACGGAUGCCGCAACUGUGGCGAGGAGGGCCACGAGGCCCGUGACUGUACCGAGCCCCGAUCUACAGGCGAUGUUGAGUGCCGUCGCUGCAAUGAAGUCGGCCACUUUGCGAAGGAUUGCCCCAACCAGACUGAGCGUGCACCUCGCACCUGCCGGAACUGUGGCUCUGAGGAUCACAUUGCCCGUGAUUGUGACCAGCCUCCCAAUCCCGAUGCCAUGAUCUGCCGCAACUGCGACCAGACCGGACAUAUGGCUCGUGACUGUCCCGAGCCUAAGAACUGGUCUAAGAUCAAGUGCAACCGUUGUGGAGAAAUGGGCCACACUGUGAAGCGCUGCCCCCAGCCUGAAGAAGGCGGAUUCGACGAAGUCGGUGGCGAGGAUCCAUUCUCCAGCCAGGCUGAUGAUGUUCAGGCCGAUAAUAGCCAGGAAGAUGUGGACGCAGACCAGGCCGAGAAGAAUCAGGACGAUGCGGACCAGGAUGAUGAGGUCGAGAAGGUGCGCCAGCGCCUGGACGACCAGUUCUGGUAA